AGCUGUCUCUUUGCUUCUCCACCCAGGCAAGCUGUAGUGGGUGGGGCCGAGCUGGAUGGGGCGACCCUGUGCUGUGUCCAUGAGGCUGUCUCCACCGCAGGCAAAGCCAGCCUGGACUGACUGAGCAGCCGUUCUGACCGGCCGAGGCGGCAGCAAGAAGUGCCAAGUCUAGAGCCUGGGUUGCCUUCACAGGCGGUGACCCUGCCAUGCCUGCCCCCCUGCUGCCGCUGCUGCUGCGAACGCUGCUGUCCCGUCUGCUGCUGCCCGCUGCCCGCCUGGCCCGCCGGCACCUCCUGCCCCUGCUGCGCCGACUGGCUCAACGCCUGGGCUCCCAGGGCACGCGCGAGGCUUUGCUGGGCUGUUUGCUGUUUGUCCUCAGCCAGAGACAGCCGCCAGAUGCCUCUGGGGAGGCCUCCAGAGUGGACCCACCGGAGAGGAAGGAGAGGUUAGGCCGCCAAAAGUGACGCUGGGAGUCCUGGCAGCAGGUGUAUUCCUCAAAAUGCUGUCUCUUGGAUUAACAGAGUCCUGGCAGCAGCCCUGCCUGCUGUGUAGAAGAUACAGUGGGGUCUGACACGAGACAGGUCUGGCUUGGACGUGCCUCUCACCUCCCAGCAGAAGUGUGUUUCUGGGGGCCGGUGUCACGCUGUAGCAGGGUGGGCUGCCGCUGCAAUGCCGGCAUCCGUUAUGGGCGCUGGUUCGUGUUGCGGCUGCUCCACUGCUGGUUCAGCUCCCUGCUAAUGGCUGUGAAAAGCAGCGGAGGAUGGCCCAAGUCCUUGGGCCCCUGCCACCCACGUGGGAGACCCAGAAGAAGCUCCUGGCUCCUGGCUUCAGCCUGGCUCAAUCCCCAGCCGUUGUGGCCAAUUGUGAACUAGUGGAUGGAAGAUUCUGUCUCUCUCUCUCUCCCUUUCUCUCUGUAACUCUUUCAAAUAAAUAACAUCUUUUAAAAAAAAUGUA
Oryctolagus cuniculus (rabbit) is the source of this 954-nucleotide messenger RNA. It is a transcript of the gene MYMX, whose product is annotated as myomixer, myoblast fusion factor. Gene Ontology annotation, biological process: myoblast fusion; skeletal muscle organ development. NCBI's taxonomy places the organism in Eukaryota, Metazoa, Chordata, Mammalia, Lagomorpha, Leporidae. Gene Ontology annotation, cellular component: Golgi membrane; endoplasmic reticulum membrane; plasma membrane. The record is from RefSeq and is a predicted model, not a curated record.